Messenger RNA from Sitophilus oryzae (rice weevil), 1167 nucleotides. RefSeq lists its product as uncharacterized. The record is from RefSeq and is a predicted model, not a curated record. The transcript has 11 exons. Gene Ontology annotation, biological process: sensory perception of smell. Lineage: Eukaryota; Metazoa; Arthropoda; Insecta; Coleoptera; Curculionidae. Bases 142 to 1029 code for a protein of 295 amino acids. Gene Ontology annotation, molecular function: odorant binding.
UCGAAAACCAUCAUGUUCAAAAACGUUUUUUUUCCAAAGUAACUUUAAUAGACUAUUAAACGGCGGAUAUAUAACAGAUUUAUUUAGUACAUGAUUUGAUUUAUAUCAAGAAAAGUCUCUUUAGACAUAUUCAAAAAAGCCAUGUUUAAAGUUUUAACAAUAUGUCUUGCGAUAUAUUAUUUACCUUACGUUUCUUGUAUGACUGAAGAAAUGCUGGAAUUAGCUAAACAAUUACAUGACACUUGCGUAGGAGAAACUGGUGCAAAAGAGGAUGCCAUUACCAAUGCAAAGUCUGGCACGUUUUCCGAAGAUCCAAACUUCAAAUGUUACAUUAAAUGUCUGCUGGACCAGAUGGCCAUUGUAGACGAAGAAGGUACUAUAGACGUAGAAGCUAUGAUUGCGGUUUUACCUGAGGAGUUCCAAGAUUCAGCGCCAGCAAUCAGAAAAUGUGAUACACAAAGAGGUGCAGAUGCUUGUGACACGGUUUGGUUGACACACAAAUGUUAUUACAGAGAAGAUCCAGAAGUAUGUAUUGUUAAACCCAGAUACCGUGUGAUUGAAAAAAAAAACGCGUCACAUGUUGAUUUGAUUUUUGCAUCGUUCCUAAAAGACAUGUUAGUGUAUUUUGUAUUACUGUGUCAAAUAUUAUUAAAUAUUUCUAUAAAUAAUGUUUCUGCGAUGUCUGAAGAAAUGAAAGAACUAGCUCAAAUGUUGCAUAACACCUGUGUUGCUGAAACUGGAGUAUCUGAAGAUUUGAUCGACAAAGUCAACAAUGAAAAAGUGUUCGCAGAUGACGAAAACCUCAAAUGCUACAUUAAGUGUCUCAUGGCCCAAAUGGCUUGCAUUGAUGAUGAUGGUAUGGUCGAUGUUGAAGCUACCAUUGCGGUGUUGCCGGAGGAAAUGCAGGAAGAGGCUACGCCUGUUAUUAGAACUUGCGGUACAAAAGUUGGCAAGAGUCCAUGUGAAAACGCCUGGUUAACGCAUAAAUGUUACGCAGAUAUGAAACCCAAGGCUUAUAUGCUUAUAUAGCAGACGAAGACGAAUAUUCUCAUUAGGGAUCUUUGGACUGGAAGACGGUAAAAAUAUUAUUAUUAUGUCAACAAGUUUAUUUCGUUUUUUACGAUUUCGGCUAAGUAAAAUUGUAUGUAUUCGUUCGCCAUAAAAUAU